AUGUCAAAUAUAAGCACUAAUAACCAACAUAGACACUUGUGCAAUCAUUACCACACGCAACCCCAACAGUUCAAUUAUAUAAGUCAACGACAGCAAUCGCAACAGCAACAGCAACAGUGGCAGUGGUAUGCGUCUGAAAUCCGUCCGAAAAUCGUCCAAGUGACCGAACAUUCAGUUAGUUCUGCCUUGGCCGAAGAUGGAUACUAUAUAGGCUCUACUAUUGGUCAGGGUUCGUACAGUAAAGUAAAAAUGGCUUUAAAGUUGCAACCAGAUCGGACAAUGAAACGAGUGGCAUGUAAAUUGAUCGACAAACGUCGCGCAUCCAAUGGGUCGUAUAUACGAAAAUUCUUACCAAGAGAACUCGAAGUUUUACGUAUCGUCCGACACCCUAAUAUAGUUAAUACGCACAAGAUAUUCAUCACGCCAUCUUCUGUAUACGUGUUCAUGGAUUACUGCGAAAAAGGCGACUUGCUCAACUAUAUUCAAAAAACCAGAGGUCUACCCCAAUGGCAAGCACAUUCUUUUUUUAAACAAUUAUGUGGAGCCGUGGAUUAUCUACACCGGAACGAUAUAUCGCACAGAGAUAUUAAAUGUGAAAACGUUUUACUAGAAAGUUUACGACACAUCAAGUUGACUGAUUUUGGGUUCACUCGAUUUUGCGUGGAUGAAAGAAGCCGACAAGUGUUAAGUCAAACUUACUGCGGGAGUUCCUCUUACGCUGCACCAGAAGUAUUACAAGGUAUCCCAUACAACCCAAAAUUGUAUGACGUAUGGGCACUGGGUGUAGUGCUGUACAUAAUGCUUGGAAAUGUUAUGCCAUAUCCACAUUCAGAUCGAAGUAAAAUUGUAGCUAACCAAUUAGCUAAGAAAUUAUACCAACCGAGAAAAUUAAUUCCUCGAGAAGCACUUAAACUUAUUGGGAAUAUACUUGAGCCCGAUGUCAAAAAAAGGGCAGUGUUAGGGCAAAUUAUGAAUCAUACAUGGUAUAAACAAAAUCCACUCCACAUUACCAAAGAAGAAUUUAAUAAUGUAAAACAACAUAACGUAUAACAUAUUAUACAUAUUAUGUAACAUAACUCACUAGUACAAGUAAUACAGAAUCUCAUUUUUCAUGAAAAGUCAAACAAUUUUAAAGAACUGUGACUGUUGCAAAAAAAAAUUCGAUUCACAGUACAAAACAUCUUAAUUAAUUUAAAAAAAAUUAAUUAUAUCGAAAAAUUUAACUUUUAAUUUCCUAAGUAUUUUAAAAUAAAUUAACAAGUCUAAAUUA
This is a messenger RNA of Daktulosphaira vitifoliae (grape phylloxera), 1270 nucleotides long. RefSeq names its product testis-specific serine/threonine-protein kinase 1-like. Gene Ontology annotation, cellular component: cytoplasm. The record is from RefSeq and is a predicted model, not a curated record. NCBI's taxonomy places the organism in Eukaryota, Metazoa, Arthropoda, Insecta, Hemiptera, Phylloxeridae. Gene Ontology annotation, biological process: microtubule cytoskeleton organization; intracellular signal transduction; protein phosphorylation. The coding region runs from base 1 to 1050 and encodes 349 amino acids. Gene Ontology annotation, molecular function: tau-protein kinase activity; ATP binding; protein serine/threonine kinase activity. The transcript is spliced from 4 exons.